AUGAAGUACGGAAGUCUUAUCUUCACUGAAGAGAGGAGGGAAUUCCGACAGGCCCAUCACUGGAAUUCCUAUGUCAGGUCUGAUGUUCUUCGAUCAGAGUAUUCCGAAGGACAUUGGAUCAUGUCGGGUGAUACCAAGAAGAGUUGGGAUCAGUGUAUGAAUGACAAGAAGGCUGCCACUGCCAAGAAGCGUGAUCUGUGGGAAGAGUCCGACGAUGUAGAGAGAGUGACUGAGUGUGCGAGCAUCAGUACAUUCGCUUACAAAGAGUGCAUCGCCAAACAGUACACUAUCGACAUGAUGGACAAGAAUGCAGUGAUCGAGGCCUUCUCACCUUUUUUCAAGCACCCGCACAUCAUGGAUCCCAGCAUGGAUUGGGAAGAAUUGUCAGACAAGACCAAAAGGGGGUGUUCCUACCAACAUUAUCACAGCAACUUCUUUCGUUCGUCCAAAGGUGAGUGUUCUCCCCUCCCGUGGUGUAUUGAGAAGUACAUCAAGCAGUGCUACGGUGGAGCCGGUGCCCUCUACACCGGUUUCAAGACAAAGAGACAGAGAGCGGCGGAGAAGUACGCCGGCAAGAAGGCAAAGAAGAUCACCAUGUUGGAAGCGAAGAUUGCAAAUAAGAGAGCUUUUUCGAAAUCGAAAGGAAAGGAAAAUGAGGUUUCCAGUUCCAAUUCGGAGUAG
Messenger RNA from Seminavis robusta, 681 nucleotides. Lineage: Eukaryota; Bacillariophyta; Bacillariophyceae; Naviculales; Naviculaceae. The record is from the annotation of a GenBank genome assembly.